AUGUCUACCGACGAGGGUGGAUUUAUGUUAAUUGGCAUACAAAACAGUUCUGUGACAUGGAGCGUGCCCUCAAAUAACCAUACAGUUGAUCCAUUUGGUGAACCUCAGUUGUCAAGUUCUUUUGGUAACGCUCCAGUUCUUGAUUUCCGAGUUCAGAUAUCGACAACAGGAAACUUUGCUGAAACUAAAGCUCACUGGUAAAUAUUUGUUGUUAAAGACAUUCAAAUUUAAUACUGUUAUUGUUAUUAACAUCAUGUGAUCCUCACGGCACAGUAUAAGUCCUAGAGCAAUUGUGACUAGGAUGGGGCAGAAAUCUGACAUCAUCCAUCAGUCGCUUGUACUUUGUCGGCGAUGUAUUACAAUAUUCUUUUCACUGGUAUGAAAAGGACGUUGUAAUAAAGUCCCUUCUUGAAGGGGCCCGACAGACAUUUUUUAGUCGAAAAACCACCUUAAGUAGGGGACUCCACGGAGAUUCGUUUGGCUGUAUCUUACAUGCAGUAUCCAUGAGUAUGAGUACUUCCGCACACCGGAAGACGCAUGCGCGCAUGUCAAAUAGCGACAAUAACAAAAAAAUGUAAACAAUACUUAAGGUGGCUUUUCGACUAAAAAUGACUGUAGAGCCCCUUUAAGGGACUGACCAUCAGAUAUCCUGAGAGAGAGGGGGGAUAUUUUCCUUGCGAAUUCAGAGCUUUGUGCAGUAAGUUUCUUUUCUAUAUAUAUUUCUGAAUAUCUCAUAUAGUUUGCAAGAAUAUUUUACCCUUAAAUGCUUGCAUGAAUUUUUUUGGGUGUGAGGGGUCUGCCACACCACACCCCCUCUACUCCCAGCAUAUCUAAUUGUUAACCCCUAAACAUAAUGUAAAUUAUAUACAUUUGUUUUGUUUUAUUUAUAUUAUCUUGUUUAUAUAGGUCUUACAGGCUACGAAAGACACGCUCUCUAAAAAAUCUCAUGGUGAUCAUGAAUAAAGGUGGUUGUGGACCAUUAUCACCUGGUAUUGGGGAUAUCGCAUACGUCAAGGAUCUCCGCACUGAGAAAAUUGUAACGACAAAUUUUCGUUGCUCAAAAUUUGGAACUUAUUUUCCAGCGCAAGGAUCUGGAUGGGUUAGUUUUGCGAUUCAGUCCUUAAUUGUCUUUUUCUAAUAAUACAUCAUAAAUAAUUAAUAUAUAUCUUCAGGCAAUACACCCUUUAGGAUUGCCUAUAUAAGCCUCGUUUUCGUGACUGAGAUGUGGGCUUUAACCUAACUGAUGUUAGAUACACGAAAACGAGUCUCUAUGGCCAAAGUGACGUACUUUCCGGAAGGUUGUAUUAAACCAACAGCUGAAAAUUACUUGACCAGUGUGCAGCCACUUGGAGUAGCGUUACCUAACAUAAUGAAUCUAUAAUAUUAUAACCAUUAUCGUCAAUUUGGUAAUUUUGUGUUUCGUAGGGUAUGAUGAACUAUUGCUUCGAUAAUCCAUGUCCCAAUGGUUUCGCUUUUCACAAGAAAUAUCCCGGUUUCCAAACAGCCUUUUCAGGAUCGUUUAGGUACGUACUUUAUAUACAGUGGAGCCGUGGAGGGAAUUUAGGUGGGGUGGAGCAACUGUUAUUUGAUAUGAGUUUGCGAUCUGCGAGUACAAAGUAUUCGUUGCUCGCUCUAACACUAAGAAAAAUAUGUGCACUUCACAGAACAUAUGAAAUAUAUGAAAUGUACAGGACCGUUUACAAGCGUGACACCUAGCGAACUUCGUAGCCACCAAUAGCGUACCAACGUAACACAUUUUGUACUUACGGCAGACAUUUUUACAGCAAUAUUGCUCAAAUAUACUUGUUUCUUCGCGUAGAAAAAUCAAAACCACGAGCUACUAUACGUUUUUAGUAAAAUUCCUGAAUUUUCCUCAAAAUAUAGGGUAUAAUUGAUGGAUAAUUUGGGUAAAAAUUGCUGGAGCCCUAUAUUCUGCUUACAUGACGCAGUGCAGAUUUGUGACUUGAGAUCUGAGACCCGAGCCUGCAGUGCGUGCCGAAACCCCAGAACCUAAUAAUAGUCACUGGCGGCACAGUGCCCCAGAGGGGCCAUCAGGGAAUUGGGACCUAAUUAGGAGGCGGUGAGUUGGAAAACUGCUAACCUGUAAGGGGUUCUGGGCGGGUUCACCCCUAGACAAUUUUUGUAUUAUUGAGCCUCUGGGACUUGAUCCUGAUUUAGAGUGACGGGAACGUUCAGUAUAAAAGCCAGGUUUAGUAAUGUGAGUAUAAAAAAUACGUACUCUUAUUCUGCCCUUUUAAUGUUUGCUUAUAUUUUGUUAGACAAAAAAUACCUUCACUGAGGGAAACAUAGUUUACUGGGAGGGGCAUGGGGGCUGGACUUGACCCUGCCAGCUUACAUGCUAAGAAAACCUUGGUUAAUAUUCUCGUAAAUGUGCAUAGAACACUGAGCUCUUAGGGAUCGAGAUCUGAAAAUUCUGUUUAUUAUUCCUGUUUAUAGUUAUAGCGUGAGUGGCAGUGUUUCGGGAAUCGACCAUAACUCAACUGCUUUUGUUGGUUGUGACAGAGGAUUUGUAAGUAACAUAAUAAUGAGAAUAUGCAUGUUUGUUUGUCAUAAUUAUAUUAUAUUGUCGCCAACAAAAUCAGCAUCACAUUUUAGCGGUUCAAGGUGAUUUAUUUCUCAAACCAUUUUAGUGUUGUAGUUGUUUUGGUCCACCUGGUGGUACAGAUAAUUAUUGUAGCUCCCACUGUAAGGCGGACAGCAGAGCAAAUGUUGCAAAAAACACGUACACUUGGUUUUGGGUGAGGUCUUCAAUUCCAAAGAGAGUGUGGAACAAAUGUAUGGAGUAUAAAGUAUUUGACGUCAGUGGAAAAGUGGUUUGGUACAACUUGGUUGGUGAAAGUGGUAUUCCAAAAAAGGUAGGCUCAUUUCAGUAUUAAAUUAAUGCGUAUUAUAACUACUAUCUGGACAAGAUAUAUAUGCCUCCAGACUAUCUACUUAGUGAAUUGUUAUUUUCUUUAGGGCCGUUGCUCCACAGAUGAGACGCUUUUAAAUGAUGGGGUAAGAAUAGAAGAGGUGUAACUUUAUACAGUAAUUUACAUUUUGAUAUAUAGUAUUUCAGAGGUUUUCCCCCUUUUGGAGGAAGGGCUAAAUAGAGGCUUAAGGGCUAAAUAAAUUUUCGUAUAUAUGUUACCUUUUAAAAACAUUCAGUUUUAAAAAACGUAUUAAUUAAAGAGGAAUGGCAAUAAAAGAUAACUUUGUACAAUUUGUAAGAAGUUUGAAAAAGAUAUAUGUGAAAGUAUUUUACAAUGCUCCUCCAUUCUUUAUAAUCUAAUUAAACCUACCUAAUUAACGGGCAAAAUAAAAAAUUCUUUUUACCCCAGUUGUGACGUCAUACAAAUUGAACAAUAAAUAAAGAUGGCGACUUGCAACGUUCUUUCAAAUAAGAUGAUUUAAUUAAGGGGAGAAAUAGAGGAAAUACCAUAUAUGCUAUAUCUUCACUUAUAAUUCCUUUUCUCUCCCUAUAAGUUUCUUGGUCUUAUUGUUUUCCGAAUUCUGAUGUAGAUCCUUUGUCUCGAUCACCAUGGCUUUUAGUGUAUAGCUGAAUUUAUUAUUUUAACACUUUAGAUUAUAGUUGUCCCAGAUAGUGACUCCGACCGUGAAGUCCCUUCAAUUCCAGGAGUAUUAAAAUAUAGAAAAGACAAGAAGAUACUUUAUCUAAGUUCGAACGAAACAUGGAACGCUAUUGCGGAGGAGAAAAUGGUAUAAGCUAAUACAAUUAUAUAUACAUAUGAUUACAAAAAUAAGACACUGAAUGAAAUAUUCCGUCUUGCCAAAGCCAAAAGACUGAAAUCACGCAAUUCAAAAAGCAUAUACAUGUGCAUUUCAAAAUUUCAUAAAUAUUUAAACAUAUAACAAUUAAACCUUUUUCUAGGUUCUCCAAAAAACGUCAGAACUGUUUGAACAAAGAUUGCGACAAUUCAAAAAGAAGGUACGUUAUAUAUGAUUUAUAUAUUAUAGAUUUUGAUAUGUUACUAUAGACCUUAUUCAUAAAUCGCAAUCGGGGCCUCGUAACCUAGGGCUAGGAAACGGGAAGAAAACGCGGGAAAAUUGAAAAACGUUUUUUGCUGCCGGCUAAUAAAAAAGUUGCCUAAAAAACGAACGAUUUAUUUACUCACUACUGUAUAUAUUGUGGAAAAUCAGCAUCAAUUUGGUGCAGCCCCAGUGAGCUCCAUAUAUAUCUGGAGCGAGAACUCGAGUCCAAAAAGUGAAGUCAGUUUCGUGUUUAUCGUGCAACAACAGAAAGGGGCUGGAAUUGACGUUCACUAUAUAUAGCUCCUUCAAUUUCCGCCAUCUUGGCAAGGAGUGUGAUGAAAUUUCGUAUUUUGUUAUCGAUUUAAAGAAUAACACUAUGGUUUUAUGAACUGCAUAAUAACGACUUUCAAAAUUUAUAUCUUUUUAUUUAUGACUUUCAAAGCUAUUGGACGUCAAUGCAUGGUCGCCAUUUUGGUUUCACUUUUCUCAUAGGCCGAAUGACUGAAGAUUUUGCUUCACUAGAUAUAUAUAGAUCCCCAGUUUUUGUUUUAGUUUGCAUGUUAAAACUCACUAUACAUGCACGAUACGGUUGUCGACUGGGACUACUGUAUAUAGUCAUUCUUGGUUACCUGUUUUUAUUUAUAUCGAGUGAAAUGAUGUUUUCAACAAAAUUAUAUCUUAACGAACACAUAAAAUGGUCAAAUGUUUUAUUAUACGCAAAGUGAUUAAGUUUUCCUUUACGAAAAUUAUAUGUUCUUUAUUUAGGUUCCUAAAAACAAUUCAGAAAUAUUGGAAGCACGAUUGGAAAAAAUUGAAGAGAAAGUGAGAACUGCAUGAUAUUUUAAAUGUUUCACGGAUACGUCGGAUAUACUAUCUGACAUGGACGCUGGAAGUUGAGCUGUCAGGGGGACAGAGCUAGGGCCAACCUUGCAGAAAUAUUUGUUAUACAAAGAAUUAGCUUUGAUUUUCUUGCUUGGACAACAUUUAUUUUUAAAAUUAUUUCGCCAAUGAACUCAUAAGAUGGGUCCGUUUUUUAAGUCAUUUAAAGCACUUGUGGUCGUGCUAUACACUCGUGCUGUGCACUCGUGUUUUAUAUCUGAUAAAGCACUCCUACACGUGCUUCAAACAGUAUACGUAUUAGUUUAGUUUAAAAAAUGCGUUAUAAUGCUGUCUACUGCAACUGGGAAACGGUAUAGUGUAGUAGUUUUUGUAUUCACGUGCGCCGAAACCACGGGGCAGCUGCCUCCGUUACUCGAGCUGUGCGCCGGGGCACCAGGUUGCCUUUUUACAAGUAUUACUUCACUUCGAAAGUUGUGCUCAAGUUGAAAUUGAGAGCUGUUCAGUUUCAAGAAAUUUAGCUCAAAUUUGAAUCUCAAUUUCCUCUCAAAAACAUUACCAAAGUUUCCUUCUUUAUGAAAAAAAUGAAAAAAGAAAGCCUUGUUAAAUAAGCGAUAAGCUGUCAUGUUUUACAAUGCAUUUCAGUCUUUAGCGUAAUGCAACAAACAAAAAUGUUCCAAUCAAUGCCGAAAUUUGUCUAACUACCGUAUAUUGGCUACAAGUAAUCAAGUAUCCAUAAAACAAAAUUUUAAUGAAGAUUGCGCAAAAAUUAAGGCUCCGAAACAAGUGCCCUAUUUUAAUGGCUACAUGCCCCUGCUGCUUUACGUUGCUUCCGGCGCCCUUGUUUUUAUUGGUUCCAAAAUAUUCUCGGCAUAGCUUGGCCAGUAUUUACCAAUGAAUCUGUAAUUAAAAACAAACAGUAUAUGGAAUAGAGUACAAGAAAUGCAUUAAAAUUAGCAUUUUCUUUAUUUUUAAAGAUUCUGCACGAAGUAAACAUGACUUUCACUAAACUUGAAGCAAGAGUGAAGUCAAAAUUUGUUCAGAUGGAAUCAAAAGUGGACAGAAUGAAUAAAACGUUAAGAACACAUAUUUAUAAAAGUAAGUAGGUUUAGUGACGAACUAGCAUAGUGUAGAACGUGUGCCAAAUUGUUUUCUUCUGGAUUGCACAAAUACAUGAAGAUGUUUGUUAUUCAUUCCACGAUGAUAAACGACGGAUAAUUAACAGGUUAAUCGGCCAGACAUGGUAUACUACAGUUAGAGCUGUGCGCCGGAGCCGGAGCUCCGGCAUAUUUUGCCGGAGCUGGAGCCGGAAAACUCCGGCAGACAAAAUGAUGAAAAAUUAUUUCAUAUUUCAAUGAACUUUUGGUAAUGGAAAAUUAAGUUGAAUUAUUUGAAGUUACUAUAAAGUUUUUAAACUAAAAAUUUUCCGGACAUACCAAAAAAAUUUUCCGGAUAUAACACAUUUUUUCCUAACUAAGAAAAAAAUUUUUCGGAUAUACCAAAAAACUUUUCGGAUAUAUCACAUUUUUCCCGGAAAUGAAAAAAUUUUUCCGGAAAUAACCUAAAUUCAAGUUUUCAAAAGUGCCUUUUGGGCAAAAAAUGCAAUCUUAAUGACAUUUUUCACGCAAGAAAAGGGCACUUUGCUCCACUUGGCAAAACUUGGGGGGCUCCUACGCCCCUGAGUGUCAGUGUGGUGCUUAGCAUGCACAAAACAAUGAAACUAUUUUUGAAUAAAUGAAGCCGAAUAGUUGCGGUUAUAGAAAAUCCGGAAUAAUCAAUGACGGUUUUAUGACGCAAUAGAACAAAGGAUAAGUACUGUACCAAAGAAUCAAUUAAUAAGGAAUUUAAAGAAAAAUUAUAAUAACUGUGUAACAAUGAUUCCGUGUGCGUACCCAUCCCGAUACUAAAUGUAUGAAUUUACCUUUAUGCAGGCAGUUGUGCUGACCAUUAUACAUCUGGAAAGAAGCAAGAUGGUAUAUAUACCAUUGAUCCAGAUGGUCAGGGAGAUUUCAAAGUCAGAUGUGAUAUGACAACAGAUGGUGGAGCCUGGACUGUGUUUCAAAGAAGAAUGGACGGAAGUCAAGAUUUUUAUCUUGGAUGGUCAAACUACAAGUCUGGUUUCGGGGAUCUGAAUGGCGAAUUUUGGCUUGGACUGGACAAAAUACAUCGCUUGACAAAAACCGCAAAUCAAGGUGUUUUAAGGAUUGAUAUGGAAACUCAAAAUAGAAAUGUAUUUUAUGCCAAGUAUGGAAUAUUCUCUGUGGCUAGUGAAUCUUACAAGUAUAGACUGAAGGUCGGGAACUUUACAGGUAAAAUAAGAAUCACUGAACAAGUAGAAAUAAAAUAGGCAAGUAACUUUUAAAUUGGCUAAAUAAUUAUGCAAAUAUGGUAAUGUAAAUAUUUUCUCUCGAUCCAUGGUAAGCUAUAGCUAUAUUUGAUCGGACGAUGGUCCAGACCAGAUGUAUGAUGAAACAUAUAUAGCAUGUUAAUUAAGCGAGACCUUGAUUUAAAGACCAUUGUUAAUAUCAAACGAAUUUGAAAAUACUUUCUAAUUCCAGAUUUCCAUUUUUAAUCUUAUACUGCCACACAUGUAUUUUACCAACUAUAGUUGAUCCUUCAAUUAAACCUUGGCAAAUUAGCUUCAUUUCAAUUUUAGACCUGGAAAGUGAGAGUCGUGGCUAAAGGGAGUGGACUAAAGGCAGGUUUUCAAGAUUGCAGCCACUUUUUAAGAUCAUUAAAACGUAACAGAAUCAACAACCAGACAUUUGCAAAAAUAAUAAACCUUACCCUUACCCUCAUUCCACACCUAACCCUAAUCCCCACACUAACCCUAAUACUAACGCAAACUCUUAUUUCAAUUUUGGAACAAUCUCGUAAACUACCUCUCGUCCAUCCCUUUUAGACAUUACCCUGAAAGAGAAGUCGUCGUUCUAAGAGCGGGCAAAUAAACCCGCAUGAGCCCCCAUCCUAACCCAAAAGUGAUUUUCAAUUUGAGAUAACACUAAGUAUGAAUUAAACUUGUUGCACGAAGUCAACUGACUUUUUGAACUGCACACGCGUUAAGAAUGCUCCCAUGUAACUGUAAUCCUAAAUUAAAGCUAUUAUUGUCUCAGUAUAGGUGGGUAUAUGAACAAUCAGUUUGACUGUUUCCUUCGUAUCGUGUUUCCAGUUAAUGACAUCGAUACACAGUGGCGUAGCCAGACCUUCAUUUUUUGGGGGGCGAAGCGAACGCCGAAGGCGCGAGACAGUCUUGCGAUUUCAAGCAUUUUGGGGGUGAAAUCUUGCAGAAUUCCGAAAAUUAUAAAGUACAUCGAAGACAUGAAUUUUCCCGGAUAUUUCUAAUUUUCUACUCGGAAUUAAAUAAAUUGGAAAAUUCACCUUGAAAAACAGGAGGAGCCGGUCAGCGUCACAUUAUUUCCCCUCUGUGAUGCUGGGGGAAGAAAAUCCAAUGUGAUUUUGAUCAGAAAUGUUGCAUUUAAAUCAUUCUAUGUUUUAUGAGACAGCAUUUUCACAUUCUCAAAAUUGCGUUGCUUUUUUAUACGAUACAGAAUAAGUCUGAGAAGAAUAUUCAUGGUAUGAUAUAUAUUAAAUGCAUACAUGUAAAUCUAAACUAAAUCUAUUCUUCUUGGAACCAUAUCUACAACUGCUUUAACGAGAUUUUACAAAUCAAGUUCCUCCAGUAUAUCGUCGUUUUCCUCAGUCGAGACGUACUUAAUCAGUUUCAGCUUCGAGGAUGUAACGUCUACGGAUUUAGCCUUUCUCAGAGAAUGUUUUUUUUUCGAUUAGGGGGGGGGGGCGGUCGCCCCCCCCCCUCGCCCCUCCUUGGCUACGCCACUGUCGAUACAUAACUUAUUUUUUAUUUGAAACAUUUCUUUAUAAAUUUAUGCUUUUUUUGAAAGGUAAUGUCGGCGAUUCCCUUGAUAUUCAUGAUGGUAUGAUGUUUAGUACCAAAGAUAACGACAAUGAUUGGGGGUCUCAAAACUGUGCUUCAAAUCAUCAUGGAGCAUGGUGGUACAAAUCCUGUUAUCGUUCCAAUCUUAAUACUUUGUACGGGAAGAACAAGAUAGGCAUUGGAUUCAGCCCAGUUGAGUGGAAAACAAUGUCAUGGCUUAACUUCAAGGAAAGAAUUGAAAAGGUGGAGAUGAAAAUGCGUCCACAUUUAUUUUAG
Messenger RNA from Paramuricea clavata, 8998 nucleotides. The record is from the annotation of a GenBank genome assembly. NCBI's taxonomy places the organism in Eukaryota, Metazoa, Cnidaria, Anthozoa, Malacalcyonacea, Plexauridae.